Hypoxylon trugodes is the source of this 2057-nucleotide messenger RNA. RefSeq lists its product as uncharacterized. The coding region runs from base 259 to 1743 and encodes 494 amino acids. Lineage: Eukaryota; Fungi; Ascomycota; Sordariomycetes; Xylariales; Hypoxylaceae. The record is from RefSeq and is a predicted model, not a curated record. The transcript has a single exon.
UUGUGUUAUUACCGCGACUUAGGGAUUUGAGGUGCUGAAGCGUUUGACCCGGCAGCCCAGCCCCUUCAUUUUUAUCGUGUAUGCUGACUCAUCAGGACGGCAUAUAAACUCCACAUAUCUUUCGGCUUUUACCUCCGCCUCCGUUCUUUAUGAUGGGACCAGAUGAUCGUCGUCGUCUUGCAAACGGAGCCGUCAAAGACCCGUACAGCCCGGAUGGAUUAUUGAGGACUCGGGCAAUGGUAGCAGUAUAGGCAAACCAUGGAUAUUUCACAGCUUCCUAACAUAGAUAACCUGCUGGUCACAGCGGACAAUCCACCCCGCGCCGACUUAUUAGGCGUAGGGCUGGACCACGCAAGAUGUGCAGCUCUCCAUAACUACCUGGUUUACUACGCCUGGCUCGCCGAAGGCCGUCUAGUGGCUAGUCUACAUAAUAACGCCAAUACGUUCUUCACAGCUCACGGCGCCGAAGCUGAAGCUCUCCGUCCAGGUCUACAUCCGUCAUUAACAGCUUUCCUCGAAACUGCAUUGUUACCCCCAACCUACGGUACCGAGGUUAUACCAUUCUUUUUCUGGGCCAACCAACUCUCAGACCCAGAUAACCUGAUCGACGACCAGAUGGCCGAUCUAUCCGACCAACCACCGGGUAGUCUUGUGAAUUUGUACCUAUCUAACACGGGCCAAGGCGGCGAGGCCGGUGGUGGGUUGUUUUAUCACCAGGGUCAUCAUAAAGUAGCGGUUUUUAUGCAUAUGGAUGAUUACGACUUCGCGUUGCCUGUUGAGAAGCAUCCUGAGUUAUGGCAUCCACUAGAGACGGUGCUGUCGAAUUGGAUUGAACAGAUUCGGGUUGGGAAGAUUACGGCUUCGCCUGCUGAGACGCCGCCGGUGUUUGUUGGGGAGAAGGUUGGGAAUUGGGAGUGGAUGCCGUAUGGGGAGGGACAGGUUGAGAGUUGUUUGAGGGCUUGGGAGGGGUUGUGUGAGACCGUCGAGGCGCGGAUGCCGAACGGUGGUAAUAAUGUCGUUACGAGUAAUGAGGUUGAACAUGAACCGGAACCACUGCUCGCGCCAGCUGCUUUAGAUGCGGCGUUGGUACUUAAACCUUCCUUUGCACAUGCUUUCUUAUCCCGUGCCCGCCGUCCGCGGUUUCGCUAUAUUGCGCCGGGACUUACUUUGCCUCCGGCGGAUGUAUCCACGUUCGCGGCUUCUCAGCCUUUCACUAGACUCCUGCGGGACCCUAGUGUCGUACCACCGGUCCGCCUCUUCCCUUCGGCAAGGCCGGAUCUUACAGUGGAUUUAUCCGGGUGGUCUAGUCCCUUCCACGGAAACUUCCGCUCCAUGUCCGCCGACUCACUCGCCCCAUCCCAGAUUUCUGUCGGCGUGUAUAGCGAAUCCAUCGAUAGAGCUGCUCUCGAUAGCGCCGAGGAGGGAUUCCGUUUAGUAUUGCCAUUCGGCUUACAAGGGCCCGACGGCUUUGAACCAAGUGAUGCUGAUCCGGGCGCGCGGAAAAGUGACGGAUCAGGUGUUAAGAGGGGGUCAUGUACGGAUUUGUUCCAGCAUGGGUAUAAGCCGUUUGGAGGUGAUUACUAUCGCCCGCAACGACUGGAGCGGUUGUUAGAGCAUUGGACGAAGAUGGUUGAGAGAGGUGUUUGGAUGGUUGGGGAGGAUGGGGUAUUGGGGGAUAUUGAGAUGUUUAGGGGGGCGGAUGGAGAGGGGUGGAGGGAUUAUGUCAUUGAGCCGAGUUGGUAAUAUUAGAAGGCGCCUCUAUUCUCGAUAUCACUUUAGCUGUGGUAUAUCGUCGAUGCGAAGUGUCAACGGAUGAGACGCAUUCAGCGUUCGACCAGUGCUACCUAUCGUGUAGGUUAUCCAGGACUAGCACUAGCCUGUUUCGAUAACAGUGGCACAACCUAUACGACGAAAAUCUGGAGUUGAUGCAACGUCUAUGAUUUCCGAGGUAAUCCGACCGAUAGGCACUACUCGCGCGAAUAUGAUACAGACGGUGGUAAACCAUUGACCAACGGCGAACACGAUAUUCCUGAACUUGGACACUUAUAUGAGCACCU